Molecule: messenger RNA, 1949 nt
Organism: Bombus impatiens (common eastern bumble bee)
Lineage: Eukaryota; Metazoa; Arthropoda; Insecta; Hymenoptera; Apidae
Product: tRNA (uracil-5-)-methyltransferase homolog A
Exons: 8
Coding region: 158-1870 (570 amino acids)
Biological process (GO): RNA processing
Molecular function (GO): RNA binding; RNA methyltransferase activity
Source: RefSeq, a predicted model, not a curated record
AAGUGCGAACAUAACCUGAUAUAACAGAUGGAGUACACGAGUAUCAAGGCUAGAAGAAAAUAGGUGGCUAGAUUAAAUGUUUACAUUUAUUAGUAAAAAUUGAUAUGUUCACUGUAUCAAUUACGUAAAAUACAAUUGAACAAAAGUUUUAAAAAAUAUGACUUCAAACGAACCUACCGAAGUAGAAAAGAAUCCUUAUGCAUACCUCGAAAGAGCUGAUUUUACGUCUGAAAAGUAUAAAAUUGAGGUACACGGGUUACCAAAAUAUUAUGGAAUUGGUGAAUUUAAAAAGCUUUUAAAUGAGAAGCUGGAGUUGCAGUCAUGUAAAAUAAAGCCACCAAAACGGAGCAGUGGAUGGCUUUAUGUAUCUUUUAGAAACGAGGAGAAUCGUCGGAAAGCUAUAGAAAUAUUAAAUGGGAUUUUAUGGAAAAAUUGUAAGCUUAGUGCUCAGAUUGCAAAACCUGCACCAGAUCCAUUUGUAAAAAGGAGACUAGAAGAAGAAACUACAAAGAAGCGUUUAAAAUUAGAUAAAGACGAUCAAAAUAUAUCCAUAGAAGAUAAAGUUAAAUUAACUACGAUUCCCCUUUGGGAAAUGCCUUAUCCAAGUCAAUUGGAACUGAAACAAAAAGAAAUGAGUUUGAUUCUAUCAACUAUCUGUAAACAAAUGUUGAAAGAAAGCAAGGGUGAUCUUUUAGAUUGGUUAAAUCAUCAAAAAACUAAAUAUCAUGGAUUGCCUUGUGAAUUGCUUCCCAUUUUGAGUACAGAUACAAUCACAGAGUAUAGGAAUAAAUGUGAAUUUACAGUUGGUAAAAGCGAAAAAGAAAAUGAAGUUGUAAUAGGAUUCAGAUUAUCUAGUUAUGCAGCUGGUUCCACGGCAGUGGGACCUAUUGAUAAUCUUUGUCACAUUCCUAACACAAUGAAAGUUGUAGUUAAGGUGCUUGAAGAGUUCAUGAAAAAUACUGAAUUAAAGCCUUUCGAUCCAGUUGAUCAUAGUGGGUAUUGGAGACAAGUUACUGUUAGAAGCACUCUUUGCAACGAUGUGAUGGUAAUAGUGGGAAUGCAUCCACAAGAUUUAAGCUCAGAAAAAUUAGAGGAAUUACAAUUGCAACUCAAAACUUUCUUUGAAACCGGAAAUGGCGUACAAGCACGAGUAACAUCGUUAUAUCUUCAAAUAAUGAAACUAAAAAGCGUCGACGAAAAAAGUGAAAACAAUUUUUAUCACAUUAGCGGAACGAAAUACAUAGAGGAAAUGUUGUUGGGAAUGAAAUUUCGAAUAUCUCCCCAAGCGUUCUUUCAAGUGAACACGUUAGGCGCUGAAGUAUUGUACAAAGCAGCGAUUGAUUUGGCAAAACCGACCGUGGAUACUGCGCUUCUGGAUAUCUGUUGUGGUACCGGAACCAUAGGCCUUGCAUUUUCAAAGUAUUGUGGCGAGGUGUUUGGAAUAGAAAUGAUAGAGGAUGCUAUCAAAGACGCGAAGGAAAACGUUGUCGCGAACGAAGUAUCAAACUGCGAAUUUUUUGUUGGUAAAGCCGAAGAUGUUUUGUCCCCUGUAAUUCGGAGAACCACUAAGGCCGAUAUUAUCGCUGUCGUGGACCCACCGCGAGCCGGACUUCAUCAAAGAGCGUUAUUGACUAUGCGCAAGGCGAAAAAAUUAUCGAGACUAAUAUAUAUAUCUUGUGAUCCUCGAGCAGCUGCAAAAAAUUUAGUGGAUCUAGCUAGACCCGUCUCAAAGCAAUACACCGGUGAACCUAUGGUGCCGAUAAAAGCCGUUGCUGUAGAUAUGUUUCCAUAUACCAAACAUUGUGAAUUAGUUCUAUGUUUGGAAAGAUUAUCCACAGCCAUGAAAGCACGUGAUUGUACGGAGCGAUAAUUGACGAUACUUGCAUAUUUCGUUCUUGUAACGUUUCUUUUUCAAUAAAUGAUACGAAUAAAAGUAUCGCCUCUCGCGU